Messenger RNA from Cuculus canorus (common cuckoo), 3024 nucleotides. It is a transcript of the gene CRYM, whose product is annotated as crystallin mu. The record is from RefSeq and is a predicted model, not a curated record. Gene Ontology annotation, cellular component: cytoplasm. Bases 41 to 985 code for a protein of 314 amino acids. Gene Ontology annotation, molecular function: thyroid hormone binding. Lineage: Eukaryota; Metazoa; Chordata; Aves; Cuculiformes; Cuculidae. Gene Ontology annotation, biological process: thyroid hormone metabolic process. The transcript is spliced from 8 exons.
GCGGCCGCGUCCCCCCGUUCUGUUUGCCAGGAGCUCAAGCAUGGGCUCCGCCGCGCCCUUGUUCAUCCCCGCCGAGGAGGUGGAGCGGCACCUCCACCGUGCCAGCCUCCUGCUGCCCGGCCUGGAGGCCGCCCUGGCCAACUUCUCCGCCGGCGCAGCGGGAGGUGUCGUGCAGCCCGUGCGCACCGUGGUGCCGGUGCGGCGGCACGGCGGGUUCCUGGGGGUCAUGCCCGCCUACAGCGCCGCCGAGGACGCCCUCACCACCAAGCUGGUGACUUUCUACGAGCACAAGAAGGACUCCUCCGUCCCCUCUCACCAGGCGGCGGUCCUCUUGUUUGACCCGAGAAACGGCACUUUAAAAGCUCUCCUAGAUGGCAGUGUGAUUACAGCGAAAAGAACAGCUGCCGUUUCUGCGAUCGCUACCAAGUUGUUAAUGCCUGCUUCUGCAGAAGUGCUGUGCAUUUUGGGAGCUGGCGUCCAAGCUUACAGCCAUUAUGAUAUCUUCAUGGAGCUGUUCUCUUUUAAAGAGGUCAGGAUAUGGAACCGUACCAAGGAGAAUGCGGAGAAGUUUGCUAAUUCAGUUGAUGGUGCGGUGCGGGUCUGCUCCUCCGCUCAGGAGGCAGCGCAUGGGGCCGAUGUGAUUAUAACAGUCACUAUGGCAACAACACCCAUUUUAUUUGGAGAGUGGGUAAAACCAGGUGCUCAUAUCAAUGCUGUUGGAGCAAGCAGACCAGACUGGAGGGAACUGGAUGAUGAACUGAUGAAGAAUUCCGUUCUAUUUGUGGAUUCUAGAGAGGCUGCUCUGACAGAAUCGGGAGAUGUUAUAUUAUCAGGGGCAGAGAUUUUUGCUGAGCUGGGAGAGGUACUGCAGGGUACAAAACCAGCCCUGCCUGAGAAAACAACAGUGUUUAAAUCACUGGGGAUGGCGGUUGAAGAUACAGUGGCGGCAAAAUUUGUCUAUGACUCAUGGUCAGCUGGCAACUGAAGAGAAGUCUGCAAUGCCAACAAGGCCAAGAAAAUUGUUUGCACUUAAUUUCCUUGGAUCUUUUCUUAACAAGAAAGGCACCAGUUCUCUCUGAAUGUGUCCCUUCUAGGACAUUCAAGAAUGAAAAGUAAAAUUUUCGCAAUAGAUUAAUUUCUACUUUUUUCUAAUGGCAAGUGUUAGAUACAUUUAGCAGUAAUGCUACAGGUGUCUCAUGUAACAGCAAGUAUUAGAUGUUUGCAGUGAUACUAACCAAGAGUAUUUUUACAUACUUUAGUAUAUUUCUGAAAUCAAAGCCUUUCCUCCCUGAUUAUGUAGCAGAAGUCUAUGGGUAGAUUUCAUGUCUUUCAGAGGGGUAAUUGUAUCCUUACUUUCACUGCCCACAAGCUCCCUUCCCUGUCCUCAAACCCAAUGUUUUUUUUCAUUUAAGAGCACAUGCCUGAGUGGGAGGUUCAUAGAUGCCUCCAUACAGUUAAAUUUUUGUCUAUUUUCCUAAAAGAGCUGGCUCAGGAAGACUUAGAAUGCAAAAAAUCGGAGCUUAUAUUUUAUAUGUCUUAGAUGGGAGGAAACCGGACUCAAUGCAUCCCUUAGUACGUUCCUAGGUGGUAUAUUGUCUUUUUUAUAUUCCAAGGAGCCACUCAAAAUGUGAGCACUAAAAUGUGUUUUGAUGUAACUUAUCUGUAUUCUGUGGGGAGAUGAUUAUUAAUCUGUGGUGUCCGUAAGUUCUCUUUCUAAGCAACUUGAGGUUGGAACCAUGCAAACUGGUUUCAGUAGGAUAAGCUUCAAGUAUACAGGCAAAUAUUUUCAGCUUGGCUGUAUUGUGCAUUAAUUGCUAAUUGUUCUUCUGUCCCAGUGGGUAUUUGCUGGGGUAGGAGUUCCCAUUAUCCUUUCUUGAUGGAGGAACCCAGUGAUGCUCUACAUAAGGAAGAGUUCCAGGUUUGUGGUGUUAUGCGAUUGCUUCACAACAGAUUGAGCAUCUGCUGAAAAAUAGCUGUUGCCUUGGAAAGAAAUUCCUGUCUCAGGGUAGAGUUGUGCCUUGUGAAAUUUUGUUUCUACUUACAUAUUUCAUGCAGGGUGCUGGGUGUUCUUUCAUUCUGUGGAAGGAUUAGAUGAUGUGGUCAUUUUAUAAUGGUGCCAAUAGAAUACAGCGGAGCGACAGGAAGAAGCUUCAGAAGCAGUUAGUGUUAAAGCUCUUGGUGGUCCAUAAGUAAGUAUAGAAGAGGUCAAUGAGUACAGUGCAUGUGACAUAAGUAAUACUCCAAGUUAUAAGCCUGGUGUAAGCUAGUUGGGAAAUGUAGUAAGUGACAGAGUUUGUAAACUCUGGAAUUUUAACAUGGAGAGGUAUCAGACUAGUAAGUGAAUAGAUCCAAAGGGAUUUGUUUGGAUAUAAACAAGAUCUGUUGGUCUUGUUUAUAUCAGCAGAAACAAGAACAGAAACUUCUCUAUUAGCUUUUGCGUUUAAUUGUACCAAAACUACUCUUCUGUUUUUCUGGGUUUUUCUUUUACUGAAGUUUCUGAAGUAUUCAGAAAUGUAUGUGUUGACUUGGCCUGUGACUUCAGCAGCAGAGAAGUCCAUUAAUGUGAGACAAGUGUGACGGCCAUUUUCAUUCAAGAACUGUGAGGGAACUUGAACUUGGUGGUCAUGACAGUAUUAUCCUGGUUCUGUGCCUGUAUAAAACAAGUUCUGUAAUUUGAAAUGAGAUAGUGUUUGGGAAGAAGACAAAUACCACAUAUUUUCACAUUUACUCUUCUACAGGCUAUGCACUUUAAAAGUCAAUGGAACCAGUCCAAAAACCUGGUUGUGAAAACCCACAGUGAUCUCUGCUUUCAUAGGCAAGAGGAGGUUCUGGGAGCCUGUCUUCAGCUUUGUACCUCUGAAUUCACAAAGGAUUUGGUUCAGUUACAGUAGGAAUUGCUUGGAUUCCGUUUUAGAAUUUUUUGGGCGAAAUCAUAGCCCUUGUUUCCACAUGUCUUUUUCUUACAAAUCAGUCUCUAGAAAUUGUGUAACUUGUGUGUAAAUUACAAUUAAAUAGAUACUUCUG